AUGACGGAGUACGAUGAUCACCGCAGCGCGUCAAGCAUGUAUCUACCGAGCUGCACCUACUACGUCCCCGCGCCCGACUUCACCUCCUCAUUCCUGCCGCAAACCACUUCGUGCCAGGUUAAUUUCCCUUAUUCUGCCAGCCAGCCUGUGCGGGAAGUGGCUUUCAGGGACUAUGGGCUGGAUCACCCCAGCAAAUGGCACUACAGGGGCAAUUACGCGACCUACUACUCUGCGGAGGAGCGGAUGCACCGGGACCUGAUCCAGUCCGGCAGCACCAGCGGCACCAGGGCAGAUGUGCGGCUCAAAAGCGACCCCUUAUACGGACCCCACGCAGGGGCGAGCUUCGGCGGCGUCGGUCGGAACGGGGUUCUUCCGCAGGCUUUCGACCAGUUCCUGGACACCCCCCCGAACGCGGAGAAGGCGGUGGAACCACCCAGAGAGAAGCAGGACCCGGGCGUCGGUGGCCCCAGUGUGACUUUGACCACCAAGCUGGAGGAGAAAGAAGCCGAGGAAGACUCGUCCUCCAACUGCGGCGACAAAAACACGACUCCGUCCACCAAGUCCAGGAAGAAGAGGUGUCCGUACUCCAAAUAUCAGAUCCGAGAACUUGAACGCGAGUUUUUCUUCAACGUCUACAUCAACAAGGAGAAGCGUCUGCAGCUCUCCAGGAUGCUGAACCUGACGGACCGACAGGUGAAGAUCUGGUUCCAGAACCGCAGGAUGAAAGAGAAGAAGCUCAACCGAGACCGCCUACAGUACUUCACUGGGAACCCAUUGUUCUGA
This is a messenger RNA of Synchiropus splendidus (mandarinfish), 783 nucleotides long. It is a transcript of the gene hoxd11a, whose product is annotated as homeobox D11a. Gene Ontology annotation, biological process: regulation of transcription by RNA polymerase II; anatomical structure development. Bases 1 to 783 code for a protein of 260 amino acids. The transcript is spliced from 2 exons. Lineage: Eukaryota; Metazoa; Chordata; Actinopteri; Syngnathiformes; Callionymidae. Gene Ontology annotation, cellular component: nucleus. Gene Ontology annotation, molecular function: RNA polymerase II cis-regulatory region sequence-specific DNA binding; DNA-binding transcription factor activity, RNA polymerase II-specific. The record is from RefSeq and is a predicted model, not a curated record.